AUGAAUGCCACAUUUCCAUUUCAGCUCGAUUCGGCUAUUUCAGUAGCAGUUGCUACAUUGGGGACAUGGAAAUGGCUCCUAUUGAUGACGCUGCCCCCUUUGCUUGUCCCCUUGUUCUUUCGAACUCAGCGCACAUCCCUCAUGGGACAAGUGACGCCGGGUGGUCCUUUUGGCAUUUUCACCCUCCACGCUAUCGUCAAAAAUAUCCGACAGAAUCACUUCUACGAAUGGAUGACGGCUUGUCUUGACUGUCCUGGCCACACGGCAGAAAUGAUCAUUUUUGGCACCCGGUUCAUUUUGACGGAAGAGCCGGAAAAUAUCAAAGCCAUCUUUACCUCACAAUUCAGAGAAUACGGCAAGGGCGACAUAGCCCAGAAAUCCCUCGGCCAUUACUCUAGAGACACCAUUUUUACGGUCGAUGGGCCCGCAUGGAGGGAGAGGAGGAAAGAUCUCCGGCCUCAUAUUACUUCGAUCAAAAACUCGGAUAUCCGAAUCACCGAGUGCCACGUCCAACAGCUUCUAGAGACCAUUGCAUCUAGUCCCGGCCCCAUAGAUGUGUACAAUGCUGUCGACAAGGCUCAGUUGAAUGUGGCUCUCCAUCGAUUUUUGGGGCAGAAAACCGUGGCCGAUAUUGACAUGUAUGAGAGGUUUCGGAGGGCAAAACAUAUGAUCGGAUUUACAGGCACUCUGCGAAUGUUCCUUGGCCCCAUCGGUGGCGUGGUGGGAUGGCUAAUUUCCCAUAAUGCGAAAAGGGAUAUUGACGCAUAUCUUGGCACUCUGUUGGACAUGAUGUCACGUUCUUCCCAGGACUUGAGUCUCUUCAUCGAUGAGGGAUCAGCCGGUGAAGAGCGAUACCGGAGUAUUGUCGAGUCCAAGCCAACCAAAGAGCUUUUGUUGAUUCUUUUGCUCGCCGGAAAGGACCCAUUGGUGACGGGCAUUGCCUGGACACUCUAUCAUCUUGCCCGGCAUCCAGAAGCAGUGCAAAGGUUACGGACAGAAAUUGCCUCCAAUAUCGGAUAUGAUCGCCCACCUACUUUGCAAGACCUCGACCAGAUGAGUUUCCUGAAGAACGUCAUCCGUGAAUCCAUGCGCCUCCAUCCUCCGGUCGGUUUCAACUUCCGGGAAGCCCUGGUCGAUACAACGCUACCUACAGGAGGAGGCGCGGACGGUCAGGAAGGUAUCGCUGUUCCUAAGGGCAAUGUAGUGUUUGUCUCCGUCAUUGGAAUGCAACGGCGAUGUGUGGCCUCUAUCGGCAGCGAUGCGGAUGAUUGGCAGCCUGAUCGCUGGGACAACUGGACACCCCCGAAUGGAGAAUAUGUGCCAUUCGGUCUUGGCCCUCGAGUCUGUCCGGGGCAGGCAUUCGGACAGUUUCAGCUGGAGUACACGGUGGUGCGCAUUCUGCAGCGAUUCAGCACGCUGUCAUAUCAUGGACGGGAACAGUCGAUCAAAUUCGAGAUCAACACCAAGCCUGCAUUCCCCACUUUGUGUCACUUUCAUUCACGUGGAUAG
Penicillium pulvis is the source of this 1509-nucleotide messenger RNA. Its product is annotated as cytochrome P450 alkane hydroxylase. The transcript is spliced from 10 exons. The coding region runs from base 1 to 1509 and encodes 502 amino acids. NCBI's taxonomy places the organism in Eukaryota, Fungi, Ascomycota, Eurotiomycetes, Eurotiales, Aspergillaceae. Gene Ontology annotation, molecular function: heme binding; iron ion binding; monooxygenase activity. The record is from RefSeq and is a predicted model, not a curated record.